CGCCAAUACACCCUUGCUCACAUGCACCCAAUCCCUAAAACCCCAGUUCCCAAGUUCCCCAGUCUCUUAUCUCCCCCAGUUAAGAUAUCUGGGCUUGGACCCCCAUUGCCUAUCCCACCACAUACAUAACCUCCGUUGUCCCUCCAUUAGCCUCCUCGGCCGCCUCCGACCCUCUUUAUCGGAGACAUACCGUUGGCUAUCUAUCUGUCUAGACUUGGCCAAUACAGGAGCUAACUGUAAAAGAGUCUAGGACAUUCGUCGAACGCUUUGGAUCGCCAUUAGUUAAAGACAGCUGCCUCCCGUCUGUCAAUUCAACUUUCAAUCUCGAGCUUCGCAGCACGCCGAUCACACUUGUCCCGUGGCUUUUGGGUUUUGCUCAAUUUUUGAAUACCUUUUUGUCACAUAGUCAUUGUCAACCCAAUCUUCAAGAUGGGUUGGAUGGACAAGACCAACCGCAAGAUUGCGGCCAGUCCUGUUGGACGUUGGUUCCAGCUUGAGGGUUCGGGUCAUCCUCGUGAACGCAAGGGCUCUCUCUUCUUCACUGAGAUUCGAGCUGGUCUCGCUACCUUCUUUGCCAUGGCCUACAUUAUUGCUGUCAACUCUUCGAUUGUUUCUGAAUCCGGUGGUCCAUGUAUUUGCCCUACUUACAAGGACGGUGCUUGCGUCCCAGACGAAGCCUACCAGCUGUGUGUUGCCGAGGUCAAGCGUGAUGCUGUCACUGCUACCGCUGCCAUUUCUGCUCUGGCUACUUUCUUCAUGGGCCUGCUUGCCAACCUUCCCGUCGGUCUCGCUCCUGGUAUGGGUCUCAACGCCUACUUCACCUACACCGUCGUUGGUCCCAGCGGCUCUGGCCCCGUCCCUUAUGAGCUUGCCCUUACAGCCAUCUUCAUUGAAGGCUUCAUCUUCUUCGGUCUUGCUCUCUUCGGUAUGCGUCAAUGGCUUGCUCGCGCCAUCCCCCGCUGUAUCAAGCUCGCCACCAGUGUCGGUAUCGGUCUCUUCUUGACGCUCAUUGGUCUCACUUAUAGCGAGGGUAUCGGUCUGAUUGUUGGUGCCGUUUCCACUCCUAUGGAACUCGCAGGUUGUGAAUCGCAAUACCGGGACCCUGACACCGGUCUGUGCCCUUCCUCCCAGAAGAUGAGAAGCCCUACCCUGUGGAUUGGCAUCUUCUGUGGCGGCAUCUUCACCGUAUUGCUCAUGAUGUACCGUGUCAAGGGUGCCAUCAUUGCUGGUAUUCUUCUUGUCAGCAUCAUCUCCUGGCCACGAGACACUCCUGUGUCAUAUUUCCCCUACGACACCCUUGGCGACGAUCGAUUCAACUUCUUCAAGAAGGUUGUCGAUUUCCAUGAGAUCAAGCACACCCUCAACGUCCUCCAGUUCAACAUUUCUGGCCACAGCGGCCAGUUUGGUCUUGCGCUCAUCACUUUCUUGUAUGUCGACAUCCUGGACUGUACUGGUACACUGUAUGGUAUGGCUCGUUUCGCCAACCUUGUCGAUCCCGUUACCCAGGACUUUGAAGGCUCUUCGAUUGCCUACAUGGUCGACGCCCUGAGCAUUUCCAUUGGCGCUGUUUUCGGUGUUCCCCCCGUCACUGCUUUUGUCGAAUCUGGUGCCGGUAUUUCCGAGGGUGGAAAGACUGGUUUGACCGCCAUGGUUGCCGGAAUCUGCUUCUUCAUUUCCAUCUUCUUUGCGCCGAUUUUUGCUUCCAUUCCUCCUUGGGCCACCGGCUGCGUUCUCGUUCUUGUUGGUUCUAUGAUGGUUGGCGCGGUUACUGAGAUCAACUGGCGUUACAUGGGUGAUGCUGUUCCUGCUUUCCUCACCAUUGCCAUCAUGCCUUUUGCGUACUCCAUUGCCGAUGGUCUGAUUGCUGGUAUCUGCACAUAUAUGUUGAUCAACACCGUCGUUUUGGUCAUCAAGGUUGUUUCCGGUGGUCGUAUCGUGCCUCCCAACUAUGAGGAGAGAGACGGCUGGACUUGGCGCAUUCCCGGUGGUUUCUUGCCCCCCUGGUUGAACCGACUUGCUCACGGAAAGAAGGACUUCUGGCGUGAGGAGUUCCCUCCUGCUGCCAAUGACACAACUGUGAACCAAAAUGCCGUGCCUGAGGAGACUGGUUCUGAUCAUGGUGGAUCUGAGGGCGGCAAGGUGCCUGAGACUACUCUUCCCCGUGAGAAGGAGACUUGAAAGGAUAUGGAAGAGUUUGCGGCUACUUAAAAAUGUCAGUAUGUUGAGUGAACGUAGGAGGAUCUGAAAGAUACCCAAGAAAACAAUAACAUGAUGUUCUGUUUGA
Messenger RNA from Fusarium oxysporum Fo47, 2284 nucleotides. RefSeq names its product permease family-domain-containing protein. Gene Ontology annotation, biological process: transmembrane transport. The record is from RefSeq and is a predicted model, not a curated record. Gene Ontology annotation, cellular component: plasma membrane. The transcript is spliced from 2 exons. Lineage: Eukaryota; Fungi; Ascomycota; Sordariomycetes; Hypocreales; Nectriaceae. Gene Ontology annotation, molecular function: purine nucleobase transmembrane transporter activity. Bases 430 to 2178 code for a protein of 582 amino acids.